AUGAAGAGAACCCGCCUUUCUUCCGCAUUGCAGAAUACGACGACACGAGGCAGAAAGUGCUGGUCGACUGCGACGCUGGUUUUAGCUGCCCUGAGUUUCUUGGCGUGCGACGCAACGCCGGCCACCAUCCGCAAUAGUAAGUCCCGAGGUGGACUAGCACUGUACUCGAUCAGACCCACAAGUUACGAUGAUAACCGAGGGACUAAUGCAGGCAGUCACAACCACCUGCAACGUCGCUCAAUUCACGGAUCCCCGUCGACCAAACCCUCGUCGGGCAUCUCAGCGCUGGCCUUCAGACCCAACUCCUUCCGUGGUCAAUCCCCUUUUCCGACCUUCAAUGGAAGAGAUUCCAGCGACUUCCUCGGGCCGGGAUCUCUGGGACAAGCCAUUCCAGCUGGAGCGAGAAAACACUUCAUCCCACCUUCUGCAGAGUUCCUCAACCCCGGCCCCAGCAGCACCAAUAACAAGUCCACUAGCCGUCCCAUCAACUACAACAACCUGAGGAGCAGCCGAUCCUUGUUCUUCUCAAACGUGGACCACGAAGGAACCCUGCUUCGGUAUCAGGACGAACGAACCAGACAAGGACUUCCUGCCCUAAGACUCGGCAGCAUCCGGCCGGGAUUUGCAUUUUUCCGCCACGAUUAUUGAGCUGUGUGAAAGACCCCAGCAUGAGACUAAACGGAGAAGUGUGGUUUACUUCCCUUUUUGAGAAGCUUACAAUCAAACAGUGCUCAGCACUAUCCCGAAAUAUGCUGCUCAGGGGAUGUUUUCUUAAUUUUGAGCGAGCACUUGUCUGGGAUGUGUAGGUUCUUCUUCCUGAUGGGUGGUAAUUAUUUGGAAGUACAGUACAGUAGUUGGUUGAACGGCGCAGUAUUCCUCGCGAUAUCGCAGAUGCAUCAUGUGUGUGACAAUUCAAUUUAAUGCGGAGAAUGUCAUUUCUCAUCCUCAUUCCUCCCGAUUGUGCAUUCAGGCGGGUUUUACUACAUGAGUUCGUUCCGGAAGGCCUCAUCCGAGUGAAGGAACAUUGAGGACUUAUCUAUAUCUUUCUUGCAGGUCAAAUCCGCUUUUUUUUUUAGAGCAAGAGAGUUUUCUGUUCGUUUUUGGAAUGUUUCCGUUUAAUGAUGAUGAUGCCGAGGAAGGGAUAUUCGUUGCUUCUGUGCUGGCCAAGGAUGAUCUUAAGGUGGGCGUUGUUUUAUGGCUAAUGGCAGUUGGUGAAAUGGGAUUGUGCGCUUUCAUGCCAGACAAUCAAUAAAAACCCAGUGGAAGGUUUGCUUUGCAAUGAA
Messenger RNA from Notodromas monacha, 1283 nucleotides. NCBI's taxonomy places the organism in Eukaryota, Metazoa, Arthropoda, Ostracoda, Podocopida, Cyprididae. The record is from the annotation of a GenBank genome assembly.